AUGCUUCGCAAGUAUGUCCAUGGCAAGAUUCAUCGUUGGGAUGAUUUUGUUCAGCAAACUGUUUUCGCAUGUCGUGUUCGCAAGCAUCGCACUACUGGUUACAGCCCUUAUUUUCUCGUAUAUGGUCAAGAGCCGAAGUUGCCUGGUGAUGAGUUGCCUCCAUUUUUGCUUACUGAUACCGAUGAUGCUGACAAGGAUCAAGAAAUUGCCGUCAAAGGCCGUGUACCUGAAGUCCGUGCAUUACGUCAAGCCCGUGCCAUAGCUGAACAACGUCUUCAAGACACUGCUGCCAAAGACAAAGCACGUUGGGACGCCAUUAUGAAGCCGCAAGUUUUCGCCAUUGGCGAUCAUGUCUUAAUGAGACAUGAGAACAAGCUGAGCCUGGAAUACACUUGGAAAGGACCAUAUCGCAUCAUCAACAAGAACGCUUCCACUCACAUCUACUAG
Molecule: messenger RNA, 447 nt
Organism: Lichtheimia ornata
Lineage: Eukaryota; Fungi; Mucoromycota; Mucoromycetes; Mucorales; Lichtheimiaceae
Exons: 1
Coding region: 1-447 (148 amino acids)
Molecular function (GO): nucleic acid binding
Source: RefSeq, a predicted model, not a curated record